Messenger RNA from Papaver somniferum (opium poppy), 819 nucleotides. RefSeq names its product protein LURP-one-related 10-like. NCBI's taxonomy places the organism in Eukaryota, Viridiplantae, Streptophyta, Magnoliopsida, Ranunculales, Papaveraceae. Bases 5 to 679 code for a protein of 224 amino acids. The record is from RefSeq and is a predicted model, not a curated record. The transcript is spliced from 3 exons.
AUGAAUGACUCUUGAGAAUAAAAUCUAUCAAGCUAUGGCGAGCAAUCAACCAUUAGCAAAUAAUUCAAUCAUUGUAAUCGGACCUCAUUACAGCACACCGCAUCAAGUAGAUCUCUACGUCGCCAGGAAAGUUUUAAAUGUAACAGAAGGUAAUAACUUGGGUGUUUUUGAAAUCAAUGGCAAUAACAUCUUCAAAGUUAAGAGCGCGGGCAAACGCCGUAUCCUUGUCGACGCUGCCGGAGUUCCUAUCGUAUCUCUAGAAGAAAAGAAGUUCUCAGCACAUGAUAGAUGGAGAGUGUAUAGAGGAGACAGCUCAGACUCUAAAGAUUUGUUGUUUGGUGUUAAAAGGUCUAAAUUUAUACAGCUCAGGACUGAGUUGGAUGUGUUCUUAGCAUCUAACACAGCUGAAGAUGUUUGUGAUUUUAAGAUUAAACAAAACUAUCGCAGAAAAUCGGUUGUCAUCUAUCAGGGAGAUUCACAAAACAUCAUCGCUGAGAUGCACAAGAAACAGACUGUCCAAGGCAAAGUUCUGGGAAAGGACACAUUCUCGAUCAAUAUAUGCCCGAGCAUCGAUUAUGUGUUUGUCAUCGCUCUACGUGUGGUCCUCGAUGAGAUCAACAUGGCUGGGGAUGGAGGUGGCGGGGGCGGGGGAGAUGAUGGGGGUGGAGGCGGCUGCUAAGCUCAAUUUCUAUAUCAUGUGUAUAACAUAAAGUAGAAUUAAAAGUUAUAAUAUACUGUAAUUAUGCUUCCGGCUGUGUAUAUAUACGACUCAUCCUGUUGUAGGAGGAAAUGAAAGUUAAAGAUAAAUUUCACCAUGAA